AUGUCUAUUAAAAUUUCCGAUACCCUCCCGCUUCCCAACAGCAGCGAGCGCAUUCCGCGCCUGGGCUUUGGCGUCUACCGUUCCCCCUCCGCUCAAUGCGUCCAGUCGUGCCUCAAGGCUCUGGAAGUGGGAUACCGACACAUUGACACCGCGCAAUUCUACGGUAACGAAAGCGAGGUUGGCGAGGCCCUGCGCACCAGUGGUCUGCCCCGCGACCAGAUCUUUACUACGACUAAGAUUCUUAGCCCCGCCGGCUCAGUCGAGGCGACCUAUGCCAAGCUGCUGGAGAGCGUUGAGAAGGUCGGAGGACCUGGCGGAUAUGUUGAUCUGUUCUUGAUCCAUAGCUCUAGCUCUGGGUCUGCAGGUCGGAAGCAGCUGUGGCAAGCGCUGGAGAGGUUACAUGGAGAGGGCAAGGCCAAGAGCAUCGGUGUGAGCAACUACGGUGUGCAGCAUAUUGAGGAGAUGAAGGCGUAUGCCAAGAUUUGGCCGCCGCAUGUGAACCAACUUGAGCUCCACCCCUGGUGCCAGCAGCGAACGAUUGACGCAUACUGCAAGCAGCACGGCGUUGUCGUCGAGGCCUAUUCGCCGAUUGUCCGUAACAAUAAGGCCAACGAGCCAACGCUUGUCGAGAUCGCCAAGAGGUACAACCAGUCGACGCAGCAGGUGCUGAUCCGUUAUGCGCUGCAGAAGCGAUGGGUGCCUCUGCCGAAAUCUGACACUGCAGAGCGAAUUGCAGCCAAUGCCGACGUCUUCGGCUUCGAUCUCAGUGCGGACGACAUGGACCUCUUGGAUUCUCUCGACCAAGGUGCCGCAGGAGCUAUUGUGGAGGCCGUUGAGAACGAGUGA
Penicillium atrosanguineum is the source of this 846-nucleotide messenger RNA. Its product is annotated as aldo/keto reductase family protein. Gene Ontology annotation, molecular function: oxidoreductase activity. The record is from RefSeq and is a predicted model, not a curated record. The transcript has 2 exons. The coding region runs from base 1 to 846 and encodes 281 amino acids. NCBI's taxonomy places the organism in Eukaryota, Fungi, Ascomycota, Eurotiomycetes, Eurotiales, Aspergillaceae.